Micropterus dolomieu (smallmouth bass) is the source of this 3726-nucleotide messenger RNA. It is a transcript of the gene postnb, whose product is annotated as periostin, osteoblast specific factor b. Gene Ontology annotation, molecular function: cell adhesion molecule binding. The transcript has 21 exons. The coding region runs from base 14 to 2380 and encodes 788 amino acids. Gene Ontology annotation, cellular component: extracellular matrix. NCBI's taxonomy places the organism in Eukaryota, Metazoa, Chordata, Actinopteri, Centrarchiformes, Centrarchidae. The record is from RefSeq and is a predicted model, not a curated record. Gene Ontology annotation, biological process: extracellular matrix organization; cell adhesion.
UAGUGAACCAAGGAUGAAGCUCCUUUUUAUAGCUGUCUUUGCACUCUUUGUGCUCUCUACAAUUGACAGGGCUGAUUCUUCAGCUUAUGACAAAAUAGUCGCUCACAGUCGCAUCAGGGCAAGACAAGAAGGACCCAAUGUCUGCGCGCUCCAGCAGGUCAUGGGGACCAAGAAGAAGUACUUUAGUACUUGUCGUAAUUGGCACCAAGGGGCCAUCUGUGGAAAGAAAGCGACUGUGCUUUAUGAGUGCUGCCCGGGGUACACGAAGCUGGAGGGCAUGCGUGGUUGCCCUGCAGUGGCCCAAAUUGACAAUGUCUAUAACACGUUGGGUCUGGUGAAGGCCACCUCAACCCAAAGAUACGCUGACAUUUCUAAGCUAAGGACUGAGAUAGAGGGAUCUGGAUCCUUCACCUUCUUUGCCCCCAGCAACGAUGCCUGGGAGGAUUUGGAUGAGGCCACGAGGAGUGCACUGGUCAGCAAUGUCAACAUUGAGCUGUACAACGCUCUGCAUUUUCACAUGGCCAACAAACGCUUCUUGACCAAAGAUUUAAAGAAUGGAUUGACAGUCACCUCCAUGUACAAUGACCUUGGUCUCCAAAUUAACCAUUACCCCAAUGGGGUGGUGACUGUGAACUGUGCCAGGAUUAUCUAUGGCAACCAGAUUGCUACCAAUGGAGUUGUGCAUGUCAUUGACCGUGUUAUCAGCGCUGUUGGAAACACAAUCCAAAAUGUCAUUGAGGUUGACGAUGACCUGACAACUCUGAGCGAUGUGGCUCAAAGCGCUGGACUGUUGGAGAAGCUGGGUGAGCCAGGACAUUACACUCUCUUUGCCCCUACCAAUGAAGCCUUUGAGAGUCUUGACAGCGGCGUUCUGGAGAGACUUCAUAGCAACAAGGAGGUCCUCAAAGCUCUUUUUAAUUCCCACCUCCUGGACUCAGUCCAGUGCUCUGAGGCCAUUACAGUUGGCAACUCUUAUGAGACCUUGGAGGGUAACAGCAUUGAGAUUGGUUGUGAUGGCGAAAGUUUAACAGUCAACGGCAUCAAGAUGGUGCGCAAGAAGGACAUUGUCACCACCAAUGGUGUCAUCCACCUUAUUGACCAAGUGCUCAUGCCAGACUCAGCUAAACAGGUGAUGGAACUGUUGGGAAAUUCCCAGUCAACCUUUGGUGACUUGGUGUCUGAGUUGGGCCUUUCUUCUGCCAUGAGAGCAGAUGCUGAGUACACUUUGCUGGCUCCCCUCAAUGUUGCCUUCACUGAUGAAGUGAUGUCCAUGGAUCAGAGAUUGCUCAAGAUUAUCCUGGAGAACCACAUCUUGAAGAAUAAGAUUGUCCUGGGACAGUUAUACAAUGGGCAGAGGCUUGAGACCAUUGGAGGAAAAUUUCUGAGGGUCUUCAUCUAUCGCACAGCUGUGUGCAUUGAGAAUGCCUGUCUGGUAAGAGGCAGUAAAGAAGGAAGUAAUGGGGCCCUUCAUCUCAUGAAGACUCUGUUGAAGCCAGCGGAAAAAACUAUGUUUGAGAUUCUGACAGAAAAUGGAGGAUUCAAGAUCUUUUUGUCUCUGAUGAAAGCGGCUGGCUUGACUGACCUGCUGAAACAGGAGGGAGAAUUUACUCUGUUUGCCCCAAGCGAUAAAGCUUUCACUGGUUUGAGCGACAGUGAUUUGGCCUUGUUGAAGAGUGACAUAAAUGCUCUCAGAACCAUCCUUCUGUAUCACAUCAACAAUGGUGUCUUCAUUGGUGGUGGUUUGGAGAUUUGGGUAACAAACCUACUCAAGACUCUCCAGGGCAGCAACCUCAAAGUGACAUUUGCAAACAAGACUAUGCAAGUGAAUUCUGUAAACGUCCCUAAAUCGGACAUCAUGGCCACAAAUGGAGUCAUUCACUUCGUCAACCAUGUCUUGUAUCCUGGAGAUGUCCCUGUUGGAAGCCAGGAUUUCUUAAUGCUAUUGAAGAGGCUCAUCAGUUACAUGCAAAUCAAGUAUAUUUCAGGAAUCAGAUAUCAGGAAAUUCCGCUUACAUUUAUGAAGAGGAUCAUCACUCGUGUCGUCGAGGAAGUUCCUGAUGUAACCAAAGUGAUAAGGGUUGUCCAAGGGGAACCCACCAUUACUAAGGUUACCAGAUUUGUCCAAGGGGAUCCCACCAUUACUAAGGUUACCAGAGUCGUCCAAGGUCAACCCUCCACCACCAAAGUUACCAGGGUCAUUGAAGGUCAACCGUCCAUCACCAAAGUCACCAGGGUUGUCUCAGGCCCUCAGUCCUCAGUUCGCACUGGCACCACCCACAUCAACCUGGAAGGAGCUGACCUUUCAGAAAUUGCUGACAAUGAAGGGAAUCCCACUCUCCAAAGAGUUUUAGCUGGCAAUAGGAGAAGGGGAUGGGACUGAGCAUGGACGGAUGAGAAUAUCAACGUUUUAAAGGCAGAGAGAAACACCAAACCCAGCCGUUGUAACUCGAAUUUUAAUAUAGGGGAUACACUUAAAAUGUCAGUGAUUUCAAAUAUCCUGCAAUAGGUAUAACUGACAAAAAGAAAAUUAAUUUCAUAAACAAUUUAAUGGUGCUUUGGAUUUAUUUCUACUAGUGUGCAAUGUUUGAAAAGAGUCUUUGAAUUCAGCAUAUGUAAACAGUGUUCAAAUUAUCAUGUUGGCAUGACUUUAAAGAUAUGCAGCAAAACUUCUCUAUGCCUCUACUAGAGGUGAAGGUUAAAGCAAAGAUAUUUUACUAGCUGUUCAGGAAGAUUUAUAAAUCUCAGCAUAAUAAAAUUUAUAACAGAAAUGAUGACAUGUUUUCAGACAUAUUCUGUUACAUAGUUUUAAUUUCUCUGGCUGUACAUUGUUUAAAAGUUUCAUGUAAAUUGUUUCUCUGCUUGUAACAUUUGGAACAAUGUAUCCAACUGCCAGUUUUGUCGUGUUUAUUGUUCAAACAUCUUCCAAUAAAGUGCAUUCUUUGAUAUAAAAAUACCAAUUUGAAAAGGGCACCUCAAGAGAUCAAGAGAGUUUUUUUGGAGUCAUUUCUAAUGUACUUGUAAGGCUUGUGGCUUUGGGUCAGGCCCAGAUCCUCUGUUUUUUGGCUCAUGUGCAAAACUCUUCAGUGCAGUUUAUAGCUUCUUGGAUGGACUAAAAUGGGUAAAACACAAACAUGGAGAAAUGGAAAAAGCAAUUUUUUGUUCAUUUGUAAUUUUACUGUACAUUAAAAAGAUGAAGUCAUCCUACUCAUUAUCAUUGUGGUGCCAUUGACAUGCUGCUUUAUUUAGUAAUAUUUCAAAUGACAUCUUAAGUGAAGCAUUGUGUCUGUUCAUCAUCGUCAGUGGCCUGUGGAAAAUCGAAAUAAUUACUUGCCUGCCAAUGAAACAAGUACAAAAAUAUGUUGCCUUAUUUACUAUAAAGAAAUACGUAUGACAUGUGAGAUAUGUGACAUAUGAUGUAUGAGAUGUACUGUAUGUAUGAUAGAAAAUAGAUGAUAGCACUUAAAUCCUAUACCUUGUUUUUUGCUUGCUUACUUACAUCACUAAAGACUAAUGAAUAAAGAGGCACCAUAUCUCAAAUGGAGUUUUGAUACACUGUCUUCGUUCCAGGGGGAUUGACUGAUCCUAAUUCAGUGACAGUGACAUCCUUAGCUGCACAGAUACAGUAUGGCAGUAUGAAAAUAUUGUUAUUAAGUUGUCUGUUUGUAAUGCUGGAGAUGUGCUGGAAAUCAGCUCUCCAUGGCCAUAAAAAUAAACCAUUUAUCUUUC